Molecule: messenger RNA, 2264 nt
Organism: Asterias rubens (European starfish)
Lineage: Eukaryota; Metazoa; Echinodermata; Asteroidea; Forcipulatida; Asteriidae
Product: ADP-ribose glycohydrolase MACROD2-like
Exons: 11
Coding region: 88-1596 (502 amino acids)
Biological process (GO): purine nucleoside metabolic process; peptidyl-glutamate ADP-deribosylation; DNA damage response
Cellular component (GO): nucleoplasm
Molecular function (GO): ADP-ribosylglutamate-[protein] hydrolase activity
Source: RefSeq, a predicted model, not a curated record
CCAACAACGUGUACGUGAGCUAGCUAGCUGUUCUGUCUUCCUGCUUCUCUCUGUAUGCUUUGUUUACGUGUGAACAGAAAUCCGUAAAUGUUGACCUUUCAUUAUCAUCGCGCCUGUUUGAGAACAAUUUGUGCAAAUUCUCCAGUUUUUCUGCGCCUGAAGGACAAUUCAAGAAAAAGGAUCGCUUUGACAAUGAGUUCCCAACAAGAACCAGGGCCUUCUGACCAGGAUUUUCCAAUGGCGCUCCUCAAACGGUUUCAGUCAUCAGGAAACCAGAUGUAUGCCUAUCGCAAAAAUAGAGAGGAGUAUCUUAACAAGACGCUGGAGGAGAAAGUGAAAGAGGGGAGACGUAAACGCUCCGACAUCAUCAGCAUCAAAGACGUACCUACAUGGCCAGAGUAUGCAGCCGAAAGAGAAAUCUCAUCUCAACCUGCAAAAAAAUCCAAGGGAGAGAACCUUGAGGAGAAGGUGUCCAUAUGGCAGGGUGAUAUCACGAAGCUGGAUGUGGAUGCUAUUGUCAAUGCUGCUAAUAACUCACUCAUGGGAGGUGGUGGAGUUGAUGGCGCUAUACACAGAAUGGCUGGGAAUAAGCUUCUUCAAGAAUGCAAGUUUCUCUGCGGGUGUGAUACUGGAGAUGCAAAAAUAACGGCAGGAUACCUCCUUCCAGCAAGAUAUGUAAUUCAUACUGUCGGGCCAAUCGUCCGUUCAUGCCCUAAAGGCGGAGUACCAGAGGAUCGGGAGCAAGAUCUUCAGAACUGUUACCAUACAUGUCUCCAGAGAGCUCAUGAUCACAACGUCAAGCAGAGAGAACGAGCAGAGAUAUGGAUGAAGCAAGAUGCAAGCAGCGAGGAAAAGACACAGGACAGUGUCCCAGAACAGAGACCCCAAGAUGUCCCCACGGAGGAACAACCUACAAGUCCGGAGCAAAAAGAACAGCGUGCAGUAUCGGAGGAGAAUCAAACAGACAAAAAUGAUAAAUCUGUGGAGAAACCGGAUGAUAAUGCUGAGAGUUUGGGCGAGGAUGGCAAUGGACCAGGAAAAACAGCGAGCGUGGUUAGGGAAGAGGUUGUCGAUAUGAGAAAGGAUUGUGUUGAAGGGGAUGAUAAAGGAGAAGAGGGUGUUAAAGACGAAGAGAGGAACUUAAAAGAUGUGGACAAAGAGGAUAAACCAGAAUCUCAAAGAGAGAAUGUUAAAGGAGACUCGAACUCAAAGACAGAAAGCCCAGCUGAGGCAGCAGAUGAAAACAAGAGAACGGGAGAGAUCAAGUCUAAAGAAGAUACUCUGAAGGAAAUGACAGAUAAACCAGAGCCUCUGAUUCAAUCUAUUGCCUUCCCUUGUAUAUCAACUGGAAUUUAUGGUUAUCCACAGGAGGACGCUGCUUAUGUUGCAUUAGACAUGGUCAAGAAGUGGUUUGUUGAACAUGAAAAGACAGAUAUUGAGAGAAUCAUCUUCUGCCUGUUCAUGCCCAACGAUGUAAGGAUCUACGAGAAACUCUUGCCACUCUACUUCCCGCUCAAUGGAGAGAAAUGUGAACCUAGUGACCCAGUAGAGACAGAAAACCAGGAAGACCCACCAACACCAGUAAAGAAACCUUGACAGGACUUGUACAACAUGAGGCUGUUUUGCCAUGGAAGGGCCGUGUAGGGGCAAUUCAAAAUAGAAAGCGCACUCUACAGUUUGCCCAGGAAUGGCCACUUGCACCGUGUACUGUGUGAAAAGAUUUACAGUUAUUGGUUGUCGCCCGUUCCACAAUGUUACCUUGGUUGGUUAUUGUUGGCCCAUGGGCUUGUCCUGUCUUAAUUUUACUGGUCCGACGCUAAAACCACUGGCCUCAGGCAAAUGGUUUCAGUGUCAAAUUAAAGCAAUGGCCGGUGAAUAAUUUAAGUAAGUCCCAUACUGCCCUUGUGUGAUUAUUUUUAAAUGAUGGCUUUUACUGGGUUAGCCAUAGAGGGCGCUCUAUAUUUGGAGUCAUUUGGCGUAUUUGUAUAAAUGUGAAGGCAUGGAUUCUGUUAAUCGUGCUUCAUUAAUCGUGCCAAUAUGCUUUACUCCCUCUAGAGGUGAAGGGAGUCCAGUGUAUUGGCACUGUUUAUGGUGCAGGGAUUCGGUCCGAUACUUCUCUGUUCUUCAAUUCAAAGCCAUGUUGGGAAGGGAUAGCCCUUUCCUUUGAUUGCUCAUUUGUAUCUAACUUGCAUUAAAGACACUGGACACUAUUGGUAAUUGUCAAAGACUAGUCUUCUUACUUGGUGUAUCUCAACAUACACAUA